UUGCCUUUUAUGGGGUUGUACGGGCAAGAAAAAGUAUGAAGAGCUUUGUGCUCCAUUUUGUCGUACCCGUAUCCAUGGCAACGCAAAUCAAUCAGCCCCAGACUGAGCAGGAAAACAUGCAACUUCGAUUUGUUAGUGCUCUUUGUUUAAUUGAAUUUCUAGUACAAACAGUAAGGCAAGAUAUGUAUCGCCAAAAAAAUAAAAUAAAAUAAAAUAAAACAGCAUACAACACUCUCUCCUCUCCUGGUCGCCCAAACAGUAAAGUUGGAGUAAAAUAUUUAAAAAUAAAACACUUUCAGUUGUGUUGUAAUCCCCGCGCACGGUUCAUAAUUGCAACAUCGCCACGGAAAAACAAAGCAACCGGGGAGUGGGAGGGUGCGCUUACUUGCCUGUAACGGAUGGUUGCAGCACAAUAAAGCUCAGCUGGUCGCAUUCGAAUCGGGAGCCGUACGUUAUGUAACGUAAAAUAAAAUGCAGUUUUAGUUUUUCUUUGCGAAACCCUUGCGCAUCUUCGUAAAAAAUGUAGUUUACUUAAACAUGUCUCAACAUGCCGCCACAUAAAGCAAACGGCCUGCUUCCAAAUCAAGCGAUAGAGAACGGAUGAACGCCGUAACGCAUACUGCUCAUCUGUUGCUGCUAUUUCCGUCAUCAUUUCUGAGCAAAUUGGUGGUUCUCGUCGCGACACGAUGCCUGAUAAUACAGGACGCGACGCUCGCAUGAAAAAGGAGGAACUCGCCACCGAAGAUGACAAGAAGAAAUUGCUCCUCGACAUGGUGACGAAGCUGAUGGAAGACGCGAGCCUGAACAGCGAGAACGCGCAGGACAUUGGCUUCGUCAUGCCGGCGACGGACGACGAGCCGGAAAAGUUCGUCCGCCUGUCCGACCUGGAGCGGUCGCUGGAAGACAUGGCGCUCGUGCACGAGAUAGCGAUCAACGAGAAGUUCCAGCUGAAGCCGACCACCCCGGCUCGGUGGGCUACGUCGUGCAGAAGACGGUGAAGGACGCGUACUGGAAUCUGAUGCGCGAGCUGCUGGCCCAGCAGCCGCCCUGCUACACGAUGGUGAUACAGCUGCUGCUGGACAUCAAGGAGACGUUCAAGUCGCUGCUCCGGGGCAACAACGACCGGGCGCUGGACGCCAUCCUGGUGGUGUUGGACGAGCACAACAUCCGCCAGCUGGCGGACGAGCACGGCGCCGCGGUGCUCGAGCACAACGCGCAGUUCAUCAUCAAGAUCAUGGGCAUGGCGUGCUGUCCGGCGCGGGACGCCGAGAUCGCGGCGCUCAAGCGCGAGCAGGACCCGAUCGCGCAGCUGCGCGGCAUCAUGGAGGUGCUGGACAAGAUGAAGCUCGACAUGGCCAACUUUGUGCUCGCGUCGACGCGCGCCCAGUUCGUGCGCUACUCGGUCGACUACGAGCGCAAAAAGUUCGCCGAGCUGCAGACCCUGUGCGGCAACCAGUUCCCCGCCACGAUGGAGUGGCUGAAGCGCAACAAUCCCGCCGGCCGGGAGCGGCCGUCCGAGGAGGGCGCUGCCGGCGGCCACAAUGGCGUGUCCGCCACGACGGGGCGCACCGUGCGGCUGACGGACGUGCUCAUGCCGGACUACUACAUCGAUGCGUACCAGGAGCUGAUCCAGCCGGGCGCGGACCACCCGUUCCCGGAGCUGCUCAAGCUGGAUCUGGAGCGCGUGGUGCAGCUGAAGGAGCAGACGAUGCGGCUGAGCGUGUGCGCCACCGUGAUGCAGCUGACCUGCGCCACCGUACCGACGCUGGCCAACCAUCCGAGGCGGUGCGAUCUGGCGGCGAAGCUGGCCAUCCUCAGCGCCGACUAUCCGGGCAAGGUGGAGCUGCAGGAGCUGCUGGAAAGCCUCUGCGUGCAGGUGCUCGACUGCGUGUCGGCGCACGCCGACGAGCCGAGCGGACCGGCCGUGCCGGAUGCGGCGAAGCAGGCACUGAAGACCCAGAUACUGCGCAUCGACCGCACCAUGACCGUGUACAGCGUCGUCUGGCGCAAGAUGAUGCAGUACAUGCGCGAGCUGCUGCUGACCGAGCGGGAGGAGCACGUGCCCUUUCCCGUCUGCUUCCGGGACUACCGCGACGAGACGGUCCAGCUGGCCGGCCAGUUCAAGCGGAUUGUCUCGCACAACUUUGAAGUGUAUGGCAAUUUCUAUUUACAAUCGAUGCAGGAGGCGGUCUAGGCACGCCCCGCCUAGGUUAGUUACUUUACUAUAAUUUGUGCGAACCCCCGUUUUGUACUAAUGAUUAAUAGGACCUACCUUAAUACUACAUCUCCAGUUUAUCUAUCAUCGAUGUCAAUAAACGUAUCUAUUGGCAGUGAAUUUAGUCAUACUGCUGUUUCGUUAACACCAUUUCCCCUUGUAAGUAUUAUUUUUGUUCUGUUUCAUUUGAAAUGAGCUUUCGUUAGUUGUGAUACGAUGUAUUUAAUGCGGAUGCAUCCACUGUAACCAUACAUACAUAUAUAUAAUGUAAAUAAAAAAAAACCUUUUGUGAAUUGUAA
Molecule: messenger RNA, 2514 nt
Organism: Anopheles merus
Lineage: Eukaryota; Metazoa; Arthropoda; Insecta; Diptera; Culicidae
Product: T-complex protein 11-like protein 1
Exons: 3
Coding region: 1019-2194 (391 amino acids)
Biological process (GO): signal transduction
Source: RefSeq, a predicted model, not a curated record